UUUACAUAGCACGAAAAUAACCAAAUGGAUGAAACUCAGGAGCCGCUGUUCACCUUCGGGGUCAUCGCGGACAUCCAGUACGCGGACAAGGACGACGGCUAUAACUAUGUGAAGACGAGGAUGAGGUAUUACCGGAGCAGCUUGUCUUUACUACAAGACGCGGCGCAAGAGUGGGCCUCCGAAACGGCCCGGCCGGCCUUCAUCCUCCAGCUCGGUGACAUCAUCGACGGUUUCAACGUCCCCCUGGGAGCGUCGGAGACGUCGCUGGCCAAAGUUCUGGAUGAAUUCGAUAAGCUGAAGGUCCCCGUCCACCAUAUUUGGGGCAACCACGAAUUCUACAACUUCAGCAGGAAGCAGCUGGUGGAGUCAAAACUGAACAGCGCCCAUCUGGGGGAGACCCAGGUAAUAUCUCCGGAGAACGGCCAUGUCCCGGAGUCAUUCUACGCUUACCACUUCAGCCCUUUCCCCAAAUUUCGGAUACUCCUGAUGGACUCUUACGAUUUCAGCGUCAUCGGAAGAGAUCCGACAAGCCACAAGUAUGUAAAGUCCUUAAAAGUUCUGAAGCAGAAGAAUAAAAAUGCAGAUUUGAACAGUCCCACAGGUCUUGAUGACCCCCAGUUUGUACAGUUCAAUGGUGGAAUCAGCCACGCUCAAUUAAACUGGAUUAAUGACGUCCUCCAAUCUUCAGAUAACAAUGGGGAGAAAGUGAUGGUGGCAGGUCACCUCCCGAUCUACCUUCCUUCUACAGACCCCAUAUGUCUCACCUGGAACUACCUUGAGGUCCUGUCAACGUUACAGUCCCAUCCCUCCGUGGUGGCCUAUUUUGCCGGACACGACCACGAUGGGGGUUACUGUCAAGACGAACACGGGAUCCACCACAUAACCUUCAACGGCGUCAUCGAAACCCCGCCGGACAGCCAGGCCUUCGCCACCAUGGAGAUCUAUGAAGACAGGAUGGAGCUGAGGGGCAGAGGCCUUGUCCCACACAGAACUCUUAUUUACCGGAACAGCUAGCACUCCACCCACAUGCAAAACA
Nanorana parkeri is the source of this 1036-nucleotide messenger RNA. RefSeq names its product ADP-ribose/CDP-alcohol diphosphatase, manganese dependent (gene ADPRM). The transcript has 3 exons. Gene Ontology annotation, molecular function: manganese ion binding; 2',3'-cyclic-nucleotide 2'-phosphodiesterase activity; ADP-ribose diphosphatase activity. NCBI's taxonomy places the organism in Eukaryota, Metazoa, Chordata, Amphibia, Anura, Dicroglossidae. The coding region runs from base 25 to 1014 and encodes 329 amino acids. The record is from RefSeq and is a predicted model, not a curated record.